ACAUCUUUACCAGAGCGCAGGAUAUAAUCAUCUGAUUGUGACGACGCCUUUUGGUGAAAACAAAUUUUGUCUGUUGCGCGUGCUCGCAUGAAAAGCAUGGGGUAGACAGCGCAUCAGGAAUUAUACAAAGUUGGCACGUCUGCGCGUUUCUUCACGUUGGCCGCACACAAAUGAUUCCCCCGACAGACCAAUUGAUGCACCCCCUCACAUUGCAUUGAAGCUACCAGCGAGCCCCAAGCUGCUUUUCGCUUUAUAUUGUUUUAUAUCCCUCUGCAUUAAUUCGCAUUUCAACUAUAACCUCGGAAGUCACGCAGCGUCUUCGGAAACUGUGGAUCUGGUAUCGAUAUUCCUUGUUUUCCCUCCGGACUCCGUUCUCCCUCCGUACGGGGAUACGGACGAAUCUUUUGGAUCGUAGUUAAGGCAGCUUGGACCAUCUGAAACUUGACCUACAGUAGUCACACAUUCUGCUGCAUUAACAACUCACAAUGCAAUAGACUCCAUAUUAUCAAACCAACCUACACCGAAUUUUGCAUCUCACCGCUAGAGUAUUUUUACUACCCCGGCCACCUACAAAUAUCCAUCACAAACUACCUGAUAUUGUACAUUUUGCGACCUGACCUGACGUGUUCUUCUCCGUACAACGGUUAGAAAUACCGGGUCAGAACCGUCUUUUACUCCCGCAGCCGAUUAACGAGCCAACCAGAUUGCAUUUAAUCAAUACCGGGUUGCCAAACGUUUCGCUUCGCUUCAGCUCCUCUAGGACCAGAUCCAGGCGUCUCAGCAUUGGGUUUUAUCAGUGGUUUCGCUGCCAUUACCCACUAAAUUCUGCCUUGGACACCAGUCAAAUUUGAAGCCUUUAAGCCCUUAGAAAGAAAAAAAAAUUGCUGCAGUGCAGCUCCGAGCUCCCCACUUCAGACAUCCUCUCCCAAUCAUCCUGAAGCUGUUUGCCCGGGGAAUCCUGUAGCGUCAUCCCCACGAUCCGCACUCCUGGGAAAUCCUAUCCUGUCCAGCCGUCUCAAUUCCUUCUCGCUUCAUCACCGGAUUCCUUCUAAACCUCACGUCGCUGCUGCCGCCCUGGGUGCUGUCCACAAUUCUCUUGAAGUGCACUCCUUCCUUGAGUACUUCUGGCAACUAAUCACGCCGACCGACGAGACCCGAAGCUAUCCCACACUCGCUCGCUCAUUGUUUUCGCCUCCCAAUCUCCAUCACGCACGCGCCUCAGUCCCUUCUUCCCGCCGUCCUCGAGCUUUCGUCACAGCUGCCGAUUUGCCGGCACUUCAGUACUUCCUCCAUGAUCACGGGAAGGUGAUUGCCAUUUCAACAUGGCCUUCAACUUCAACUGGUCGCCGCUAACCGCGGACGCCGACUUCUACCGUCGUGCGCGCGACCUUUUAACCAAGGCCCUAAACAAGAGUCCGAAGCCGCCUAUUAUUGUCGAUGAUAUUCUUGUCAGCGAAUUCAACCUUGGGACCGUACCGCCCGAUCUUGAAAUAUUGGAAAUUGGUGACCUUGCAGAGGAUAGGUUCCGGGGCAUCUUCAAAAUGACAUAUUCUGGUGAUGCUUUCCUGACCCUCAAGACACGAGUCCAAGCAAAUCCUUUGAAUACAUAUCUCUACUCUAAACCGACUUUCACAUCUCCUCAACCGUUGGCCGCCGCUUCUGGCCUAACAAUUCCACUCUCGAUCACAUUAUCUGAUUUCAAGCUUUCUGCUUUCAUCAUACUGGUCUUCUCAAAACAAAAAGGACUAACCCUCGUCUUCCGAAAUGACCCACUCGAAUCCCUCAAGGUAUCCUCUACCUUCGACUCGAUACAGUUCGUUCGCGAUUACUUGCAGAGAACAAUUGAGCAACAACUACGCAACUUGAUGAUGGAUGAAUUACCGGCAAUUAUUCACCGACUGUCUCUUCAAUUAUGGUGUCCUGAUCAGGCCAACAAGGGCACUGAAACACCAGCUGAGAAGGAAGACGAAGCUAGCGUUGACCCUCUGGCCAGCCCUCCUUUAGAUCCCGUGGAUGCCAAUGGCAAUCUCCUCGAUCCCAAUGCUAUUUCUGAGCUCACGUUGAAUGGAAGUGGAGAAGUCCAGUCACUGUUUUCUCAGAAGAAUUUGUUGCGUCUUGCCGCCUUGACCGAUUCGCAUCGCACCUUAUCACUCUUCACUCCCGGUAUUCGAGAUGUGGUCUUCCGUGCUUGGACAGGUUAUGGAGAACGAUCAGAAACGUCUACGCCCCUGCUUUCGACGCCCACUCUCACCAAGACCAUGUCAUUCCACGCAGGCAAUUCGACAACAUACACCUUUUCAGAUACAGCGAGCAACGCACACGGUCACCUCCCAUCUCGCCCUUCACUCAUCAGUAUGAAUUCGGCAACGAACGGGAGAUCCCUUGGGGCAGGUCGAUCACGGACAGGGCGCAAGAAGAAGACACGCGUGGUGAAUUUGAGGCGUACCAAAUCAGAAGUUACCACCCCAGAGACUGGCAGUGAAGCGUCAGAUACGGCAUCUGUCGAUGUCCCUCUAUCUGAGCCCAUGAUUGACGAAUCAAUCCCUGAGGAGACUGAGUCGUCUAUCAUUGCUGAGGCAUCCACACCAAAUAAAGUUCGCUUUAGAAGCGCGGGUGAGGCAGGACGUCCCUCAGUCAUGGCCACUCUUGAGGAAGCUCGGAGGAUGGGCUCCCCACUCAAGAACGCUGUUGAACCCUCAGAAUCUCAGAACUAUCCAUCGAUCGCUGCUAUCACUUCUGAACUGAAGUCCGAGAAGGGCAAAUCUCCUGGAUUGGAAAACCAAAGCAUUAGCUCAGAGACUUCUUCUGUCAUCCUUGAACAAGCUUGGAUUAUGAAGAUGGCUGGCGAAAUUGCCAAGCGAGUUUAUGACGAGAAGAACAGGCAACGUAGCCCUUGGGACGAGCGUGAGGACGCACCACCACCAGCAUACGAAGCUGCUACUCAGUAGCGGAAAAGUCACAUAUGUCAGCACAUACAACUAUCCUACUCUCGUUAGCAUUCUAUUUGUUCAUUCUUUUUAGGCAGGCGCUGGAGUUUGGAAACUUCGGGCUGAGGAAAUGGCCUGGAGGAAGCAAUUUUUUAUGUUUUUUUUUUGUGUCGUUUGGUGGCGUUGGAAGAGCCAGGGCGAAGGGUAAAAUAGGUGUGCCUGGUCAUGAGUUCUGACCGGACAGGUUUCAGAGGGGUGGUACUGUUUUUCGUCCUCUAUUUCUAUGCCACGACACAGUUGUCUGUUUGGACUGGUCGAUAGCCCCAGGGGGGUUGACUCAUGACGAUGUCAGAGUCUUUACAAUGUUAUUUACAAAAUGAUAGGCGAGACAGGCGGGGUUUAGACGGUCAGAGAGAUCGUUGGGGUAUCUAGAAGAUAUCAUGGUAUCAAGACCAAGGAACGAGGAACGAGGCUAGUGUUGGUUUUAUAUAACCGCGUAGUACUCGCAAAACAACUCCAAUUCACAUUCGAUAAACAGAUCAUGGCUUCUUAAUGAUUUGAUUGAACUAGAAUGUGCCAUAGAAGAUGUGCUUAUAAUCAAAUAGGUAU
Fusarium odoratissimum NRRL 54006 is the source of this 3536-nucleotide messenger RNA. Its product is annotated as mitochondrial distribution and morphology protein 34. Gene Ontology annotation, cellular component: ERMES complex. Gene Ontology annotation, molecular function: lipid binding. The transcript has 2 exons. Gene Ontology annotation, biological process: mitochondrion organization; phospholipid transport. The record is from RefSeq and is a predicted model, not a curated record. NCBI's taxonomy places the organism in Eukaryota, Fungi, Ascomycota, Sordariomycetes, Hypocreales, Nectriaceae. Bases 1323 to 2948 code for a protein of 541 amino acids.